AUAUACUAUAUAUUUUUUCAAUACUGGUAGUGAAUACCGGGAAUAAUUUAUGCUGAGUUUAAUCGAAGCUAAAGAGAAAUUUUUAUUAUUAAAAUGGAUGACCAAGCAGAUGACUAUUUAUUGAUGUGCAAUAUCUGCAAGUUUAUAGUCGAAGAAGAUCAUAUCUGUGAUUAUGAUAAUAGUACAACAGAUGGUAUUAUAGAGAAUAAUAAUAAUAACACUACUGAAUACUUAGAGAAUAAUGAUAACACUAAGAACAAAGGUCACAACGAUAGUGAUUUGACAGAAAGACUUAUAUCAGAGGUUUUCAUAAGAGAACCAUUAUGGAAUUCAAAGCUUCCAUACAAACAAAGAGGCCCAGCUGACAUGAAAUUAUUAUGGGCUCAAGUAGAUACUUGUUUAGGUACAGAUCCUGGUAUAAGUCAAGGUAAAUGGAAACAUUUGAGAGAUCGAUUCGUCAAAGAGUAUGGUAUACAAAAUACAUAUACUGCAAGUGGCAGUGCAACCAAAGCAAAGAAAACCAGUACUUGGUAUUUAUAUGAAACGCUAAGUUUUCUUAUUCCAACCAUUAAUUAUAGGAAGACUAAAAGUAAUCUGGAAAACGUGAACCCAAAUAGACAAUCAAUGUCUUCAAUACAAGAUUCGACUCCUAAUACUAGUUACUCACGAGAACAAGACUUAUCGCUACAAACAAGUUACAGAAGUAACAAUAAUCCCGAAAAUAUGAUAGAUAAAAAUUUAUCGCAACAAAGCACACUAAGACCACGGUCAAGUGAAUGUAAGACACCUGUAGAGUCAUCAAGAAUCAACGAAGUGGCUUCGGAAGGAUCAAAUCGCAACAAUAAUAAAAGACUCAUGUCACAGUCCGAGGAUCUUCAAUCACCCAAGUCUACAAAACAUAUGAAGAAGUCAAAUAUACCUGCCAACCCUUGUCUGGAAGAAGCACUUUUGACAGAAUUGAAACAAACUCGACCCACAAAAGAACAGUAUCAAUCAAAACCUGAUAAGAUUGAAAGUUUUGUCAAAUAUAUAGAGGCAUGUCUUCGGGGAAUGACUCCAGAGGUUUCAAAACUUGUAAUGAAACAAAUUUUUAAUUUGUUAUUAGAACAAGAUAUAUAAAAAUUUUUAAAAUGUUAUAUCUCUUUAAUACAUG
Molecule: messenger RNA, 1153 nt
Organism: Temnothorax curvispinosus
Lineage: Eukaryota; Metazoa; Arthropoda; Insecta; Hymenoptera; Formicidae
Exons: 7
Coding region: 94-1119 (341 amino acids)
Biological process (GO): regulation of transcription by RNA polymerase II
Cellular component (GO): nucleus; transcription regulator complex
Source: RefSeq, a predicted model, not a curated record